This is a messenger RNA of Sclerotinia trifoliorum, 1965 nucleotides long. The record is from the annotation of a GenBank genome assembly. Lineage: Eukaryota; Fungi; Ascomycota; Leotiomycetes; Helotiales; Sclerotiniaceae.
UGUAACCUAAUAGUUGGGUCUCUAAUUCAGUUGCUUAUUGUUGCAGUCGGCAAUCCGAGUAUCCCACCAAAAUUGUAUACAGGGACAACUCGCUCUCCCGUACGACAGGCCGCUGAGUCAUAGAGAGCCGAAUUAUAUGACUUCUAUCAUAAAUUUUAAGCAGGUUUGCACAGCACUGUUUGUCGUUGUUUUGGUGACUUAUAGAGUGUGCCUACCGACCCAGUUGAUGCAUUCCUUCUAUUUAUCUUCAAUAUUCGUUCUAUCUAAGCAAGGAAGCUGCUCUUCAUUGAUUCCCGUCUCGUUUUAUUUUUAUGCUGCAGACUUUUGUUAGAAUGGGAGGUCAGGCUUUUGCCUCUCAUGUCCCGCCCAUCCACACGCCCCGUAUGACUCAGGAAGUCUACGAUAAAGCUCUCAAACAAAGUCAAGCUAUUUUACGAAAAUUCUACUCCAAAGUUGCAAGUGCUAUCGAGGGACCUGGCAAGACUACUUAUGGAGAUGUCGAUAUUCUUGUUACCUCGCCUUUGAAAAAUGCGUUCUCUCCAGUAGAAUCAGUUGCAGACAGACUUAAGAAAGCUUUGAAUGCAGUAGCCUGGAUCCAAGUUGAAGGCAAUCCUACUAUCAAUUUUGCAGUUCCUCAGCCAGAUGAAUCAAUCAAAAACAUGGUAGGCGAGAUUGGGAAGAAUCUGACCAAGUUUAAAGAUAAUGCAUCAGAGAGAUGGUAUAUUCAGGUCGAUGUUCAUACAUGUAAAGAUGUCCAUGAAUUCGAAUGGGAGUUAUUCCAUUCAGCCCAUGGCGAUCUAUGGAACAUAAUUGGUACAACGAUCAGAAGAUUUGGACUUACCAUCAAUAACCAUGGAUUAUUCAUCAGGAAUCCUGAAAUCGAGUUGGCUGAUAGGAAGAAGAGCAUGGUAUUCCUGACUGAUGAUCCUGGCAAGAUUCUCGACUUCUUAGGCUUAGAUCAGGACAGAUGGUGGAAACGUUUCGACACCCAACAGGAAAUGUUUGAAUACGCUGCUUCCUGCCGAAUGUUUUGGGUCAGAGAUGUGGUCGAAGACGAAGCAGAAGGAGAUGUCACCGGUCAAGAGGGCGGAGCAGAAGGUAAGAAAAAGCUAAAACAUAAUGAUCGACAACGAUUGGCCAAACGCCCUAUCUUCAGAGCCUGGGUAGAUGAGUUUAUACCUCAGUGUCGCGAGGAAGGCAAGUACAGCGAUGUUAAAAUCACGAGGGAAGAAAUUCGAGAUGAAGUUUUUGAGAAAUUUGGUGUCAAGAAGGAAUACGAAACCAGGCAACACGAUUGGAAUCUUGCAAGACAUCUAGUCGAAUUGGUGAACGAUGGUAUCAAGGGCAAUAUCCCUGUGGAUGGAGUAAAUGACCAAAUGAGGUCGGCAGCUACGAAGGUUAUGAAGGGUAUCAUCAUGGAGGGAGAGCUAUACGACGGAAGUGUACCGGCAGCUGCGAUGAAGGAUGAGAAGGGCUUCUACAAUCUUGAGCUGGUCAAACAUUUCGUUGCCGAAAAUUGGGAGAACGCAGGUAGGAUUGGUAUCGCAAGGCAACAAGUGAAAGCCAGGGAAGCUAUGAAGGCGAAAGCUAAGAAGAAGGCAAAGGCUGAGCGUGAUUCUCGUCUGCAAACGCGACAUGAUACGGACAGUAAUAAUAUCAGAGAAUGAGUGUAUUGGAAAAGCACUAGGAAUGCGUGAUAAAUGGUGUUGGUCAAGAAUAUUGAGCGAGUACCAAGACUGCGGCUGUGUCCGAAGGGGAUUUACGGCUAUGAGGCGGGUGACCGGCGACGGCGUCACAUUCCGCAUUGAUCCACACUUGAAUACUAAUAUACUCAAGUAUGAGAAAAGGAUGAAGGCGCAAGAACUUCGGUAUGCUUUUCCAAAAUCACACAUGGGUUACAACGGCACAGUCUGGAAGAAUUCCAUCGGCUUGUAAACGGCGAGGUUGUAGCCAUCACUCGCAGUU